Molecule: messenger RNA, 1475 nt
Organism: Paramuricea clavata
Lineage: Eukaryota; Metazoa; Cnidaria; Anthozoa; Malacalcyonacea; Plexauridae
Source: the annotation of a GenBank genome assembly
AUGGGGGUGGAUAAAAAGUAAGUACAUAUAGUUAUGGUAAUUGUACUCACUGUACUGCGCAAAUUAUGUAAUAAAUGCUCCGUAUCUAAUUUAUGCCGAAGUGAUUUCAGAAUUUUGUAAUAGAAGCCCCUCUCUAUCCCACUCGACUCUAUACCUGCAGAGUCGUGAAUUCAUUAAACACUUAUUAGUGCAAGACAAGUUUCGUGAAUUAAAUUAUGACAUGCUAUUCCACUAUUCCAAACCUAGUUUUAAUUCCAAACCCAGUUUUAAGUAACGAAACGUAGAAGUUCUGCUCAUAUUUCUAUAAGUUGUAGUUGUAUCUCUCUACACCGCAGCUGUUUGAAUUUAAUAUAAGGUUAGCAAGACUUUAUCAGGGUAGAACAAUUUUAAUCAACUACAGUACUUCUUGAAAUGCUAGCGUUAUACAUGGUGCUCCCCUCCCCCCCCCCCAGCGGCGGCGGAACAAAUUUCAUUCUGGGGGGGGCUAAAUUUUUUUUCGCGUGACCUCCCCCCCCCGUCGCCAAAAAAAUUUCGGUCAGUGUACCAUUUUAGGGGUAGAAACAUUUUUCCGACAUAUACAAGAAAAGAGAUUAAAAAAAUUUUUCCGGAAAUACAAAAUUUUUAAACAAAAUAUUGCUAAUUUUUCCCCUUGUACCUAAAUUUUCAAAAAAUAACCUCAAUUUUUCCUUAAUUUUCACAAUUUUUUCAGAUAAAACUAAAUUUUCUGGGGGGGGGCUACCCACUUUUACUUCUGGUUUCUUCUGUCCCCCGGUUCCGCCGCCCCUGCCCCCCCCCGAAAGAAACAACCCCAAAACAAGGGAACCCAUCUAAAUUAAUUAUGCAUCUGGUCAUUGCAAUGACCAACUACAGUAAAUUAUAUACAGUAGUUUGAUGACUUUGAUACCAAAAGCCCAGACAACGUUUGAAUAUCCCAAAGAGUUUUAAUUAUUAAUUUCACUUGUCAUAUACAGUGUGGCGAAUUUCAUGAAUGUCACCAGUCGACUCGUAUUACACUUAUUUACUUGCGCGCUUGAGCUUAAAUUUCUUAAAGUGCGCGAACAGUUAGCGAUGAGGGCUUCUGUCGAGUCGACUUGUCGCUCUUGUAAAAUCGAUAACAUAUUAAUAUCUUCUAGCUAUGAGUGGAGGAAACUUGGCUCCGAGCGCAAGUUUCAAAAAGCUGCGAUGGUCUACAAAUCACUUAAUGGGCUAGCUCCCGACUAUUUGCGGCCCACAUAUGUGGACUGCAGCAGCAUAAAGCGCAAGCUAACUGUUCCUAUGGCCCGUACCUUAUUUAUAUUUGAGUUACUUCCAAUUUAGGAAUUCCCAUAGCGAGACGGAGAAAAGACGUCGGGAUAAAAUUAACCAGCAUAUCAAUGACUUAUCCACACUGAUUCCUUUACCUCCAUCAGUGGACAAGAAACCUGAUAAACUGACAGUUUUGAGAUUUGCAGUUGAACAUAUGAAAGCUUUGCAAG